UGGAAGGGGUAGAGAGGGAGAGGGAGUCAAAGCUGGCAUUUUCCCCUCUCUUCCUCGCCCAUGCUCAGGUCUAAAUGGUCAUUCCACGGCUCUGAGAUCGCCCAUGCUCAGGUUUAAGGAUCGAAGCUGAGAUCUGAGUUGAGCUUCGAGUGGGAGAGUAGGGAAGGUGAUGCUUUGGUGACAAUGACGGCGGGCUCACCUUCUCUUGCCGCGGAGAGGAAGCACUGGUGGCUGAGCAACAGGAAGGUGGUCGACAAGAACCUCCGAGAAGCACGGGUUCUCAUAGCGACGCAAGAGCAGUCAAAUGUAUCGAAGGCGGUGGGCCUCCUCGACGCCGCCCUUGCCCUCUCCCCGCGCCUCGAAGCCGCCCUCGAGCUCAAAGCCCGCUCCCUCCUCUUCCUCCACCGCUUCCGCGAGGUGGCGGACAUGCUCCAGGACUACAUUCCAAGCCACAAGGCCGGCGGAGGCGGCGGGGACGAUGGCUCCACCUCCUCACUCAGCGCCGGCGACCACUUCUCCAUCGUCUCCUCAGCCCCUCUCAGCCGGGAGCGCGCCAACCUCCUCUCCCCUGGCCGCGAGCAGUCCGACGGUGACCGCUCCUACCGGUGCUUCUCCGUCUCAGACCUCAAGCGCCGGCUCUUGGCCGGCCUCUUCAAGACAUCCCAAGGGGAAGGCGAGUGGAGGUAUUUGGUGCUCGGCCAAGCUUGUUGCCACCUCGGGAUGAUGGAGGACGCCAUGGUCCUCCUCCAGACCAGCCGUCGCCUCGCCUCCGCAGCUUCUCGCCGCGAGUCCGUCUGCUGGUCCGACGACAGCUUUGACUCAGCGGCCGGCGAGGACGGCGGCGUGGCUGCCUUCCCUUUUUCUGAGUCGGAGUCGGCCUCCCAGCUCCUGGCUCAUGUCAAGCUUAUCCUCCGGAGGCGCGCCGCCGCGUUGGCCGCGCUGGACACCGGCCUGCCGGCCGAGGCAGUUCGACAUUUCUCCAAGGUCCUCGACAGCCGUCGCGGCCUCCCCGGUAGCUUCGCCGCUGGCUGCCUCGUCGGUCGUGCCACCGCGUACCGCGCCAUUGGCCGUCUUGCGGACGGCAUCGCAGAUUGCAACCGCGCGCUCGCCGUCGACCCUUCCUUCAUCCCCGCCCUCCGAGCCCGCGCCGACCUCCUCGAGGCAGUCAACGCCCUCCCGGACUGCCUCCACGACCUCGAGCAUUUGAAGCUCCUCUACGACGCCAUUCUCCGCGACCGCAAGCUCUCCGAGCCGCCAAGGCGGCCAAACCAUGACAUUCGGUACCGCGACAUUCCCGCCAAUCUCCGUACACUCAAUGCGCGUAUUCAGCAGCUCCGAGGCCGCGUGGCAGCCGGCGAGGGGAACAACGUUGACUACUAUGCGCUAAUCGGCGUUCGACGCGGGUGCACGCGGCCGGAGUUGGUGCGGGCGCACUUGCUGUUGACGCUGAAGCAUAAACCAGAGAAGGCAGUGGGAUUCAUGGACCGGUUGGAGUUGGCAGACGAUCACCGGGAUUUAGACACAAUCCGGGAUCAGGCAAGAAUGUCUGCCUCGAUCCUGUACAGGAUGUUGCAGAAGGGGUACGCUAUAAUGGCAACGGUGAUGGAGGAGGAGGCAGCCGGGAAGCAGAGAGCGAAAGAGGCAUUGGCCAAUGCAGCAGCUGCAGUAGCAAGCCAAGUCUCAGCACUGAGGACGGCGGAGAAGCCAAAAGCAGAAAGGAAUGGUGAGGACACGGCAGUGGCAGCAACAGCGGCGGCUGCGGUGUUGCAGAGUGUGUUUUGCCGUGACAUGGCGGCGGUGGGGAGCAUGCUGUCGCACAGGGCAAUUCCGGUGAACGUCGGGGCACUGAGCUGCUGAAGGAGGAGGAGGAUGGCGGGAAUGAGAUUCGAAUUGUUGCCCACUUGUAUCACUGUACAGCUGGCGGAAGAUGUCAUAUGGAAAUUUUGUUCUACUCUGUGGAUCUUAUACUGUUGUUAGAUUUCUGGCACUCCUCUUCGAUCUUGUGAAUCCUAGUUGUGGUUAGUAUGAUCUAUCAGAUGUUUGUACAGCUUAAUCUUGAGCUUCAAUCAAUGACUACUUCUUUAUCCGCUGCUACUACUUCUCA
Molecule: messenger RNA, 2104 nt
Organism: Musa acuminata subsp. malaccensis (wild Malaysian banana)
Lineage: Eukaryota; Viridiplantae; Streptophyta; Magnoliopsida; Zingiberales; Musaceae
Molecular function (GO): protein binding
Source: RefSeq, a predicted model, not a curated record